Molecule: messenger RNA, 813 nt
Organism: Penicillium odoratum
Lineage: Eukaryota; Fungi; Ascomycota; Eurotiomycetes; Eurotiales; Aspergillaceae
Exons: 1
Coding region: 1-813 (270 amino acids)
Source: RefSeq, a predicted model, not a curated record
AUGGAUUCCAUGAGAUCGUUGAAUACCUCUCUGCCGAGCUCAACCCCGCGGCCGCAGCCAUCCGAGCAACUCCUACAGUCAUUCAAGGCCGCUGCCUUAUCAGUGACCAACCUCUACAAGAAUGCAGUCUGUGACCAGGCCAAUGCCAGGCAAGCUGGUUACCAAGAUGCCCUGGAGGAUUUGCUUCAUUUUCUUGACCGGGAGAAUCUAGGCCUUGGCGAUGGCGAGGGGUGGAAAGUCCGACAAUGGGCAACGGAGAAGCAUGACGGAACUGGAUCGCAAAGCAGUGACGAGGAGGAACGCGUCGAGUCGGAGAAGCGUGACCGAAGUGCUACUCCGGCUACCACUCGCAAAGAGUCUGAAACCAUACCCCGCCAGGCCCCUACCUCCGCACCAACCUCCACGCCAAACCCUACACCUCGUCCUGAGACCACCAACCCUACUACACAGCCCCAAGAGUCUCCGAUGGGGGCUCCGACAGUAUUCACCUUCACUGCCGGUCCAACUUUCCCUCAAUAUCAAGAUGAUAUGGAUUUACAAUCCCCGGACAACUCUACCUCACCCUCGCAAGACGGCGCGCCAGUCAGCGUUUCAGUGAUGUCUCGAAAUGGCCGCCAGCAACAUCGCCACAACAACCACAACCGCGCAAACCCCCGCUUUGCUCCUCGCGAGUCACCAAACAGCCUUGGAUCCAGCCUUGGGUCGAGUCUGGGAUCAAAGCGGAAAUUCACAGUUCCGGAUUUCUUUGACCUCUCGGGGCUGGGAAAUGGCCGGGACUUGUUUGGAGGAGGCAAACGAGGUCGUUUCACCUAA